UUUCCUUCUUUUCCUCUUUCCUCCCUUCCUUGGGCAAUGCAGGGCUCUCCUCCUUGCUGCGCAGGCAGUGGCUGCUGAGCCAAGGACCCACCAGCAGCAGGGAUCGGGGCCCAGGCGCAGAGGGGAUGGUGCUAGAAGGUAGCCCUGAAGCAGUGACCUCCCAGUCGAUCGACCUCCGGCGAGCUUGUCCCAAAAGCGGCCGCAUUUACCCGUCUCCCGGGGACAGCCUCCUCUUGACCAAGGAACCAGUGAAGUAUGGGGAGCUGAUUGUAUUGGGGUACAAUGGCUCCUUGCCCAACGGCGACAAGGGCCGGCGCCGGAGCCGUUUGGCCCUGUUCAAGAGGCCCAAGCCCAAUGGGGUCAAGCCGGAUGUCAUCCACCACAUUUCCACACCUCUUGUGUCCAAGGCACUGAGUAACAAAGGCCAACACAGCAUCUCAUACACACUUUCCCGGAGCCACUCGGUCAUUGUGGAAUACACCCACGACAGCGAAACCGACAUGUUCCAGAUUGGCCGCUCCACAGAAAGUAUGAUAGACUUUGUGGUGACGGACACGACUCCCGGGUCCAGUUCGGCCAUCGACGGCCAGUCGGCCCAAAGCACCAUCUCCCGCUUCGCCUGCCGGGUCAUCUGCGAGAGGAACCCUCCUUACACCGCGCGCAUUUACGCCGCUGGCUUUGACGCUUCCCGCAACAUUUUCCUUGGAGAGAGGGCAGCUAAGUGGAGGACUCCGGACGGACUGAUGGACGGCUUGACCACGAACGGCGUCCUGGUGAUGCAUCCCAACGGGGGCUUUAGCGAGGACUCGACGCCCGGCGUGUGGCGCGAGAUUUCCGUGUGUGGGAAUGUGUAUGCCUUGCGGGACAGUCGCUCCGCACAGCAGCGAGGGAAGCUGGUGGAAUCCGAAUCGAAUGUGCUCCAGGACGGCUCGCUGAUCGACCUGUGUGGCGCCACGCUCCUGUGGCGGACUUCAGAAGGGCUCCUGCGCACCCCGACGCUGCAGCAGCUGGAGGCACUGCGCCAGGAGAUCAAUGCCGCCCGCCCGCAGUGCCCCGUGGGCUUCAGCACCCUGGCCUUUCCCAGCCUGGCGCAGAGGGGAGUGGUGGAGAAGAAGCAGCCCUGGGUCUACGUCAACUGCGGCCACGUCCACGGCUUCCACAACUGGGGCUUCCGCAAGGAGAAAGGGGGCCUGGAGCGGGAGUGCCCCAUGUGCCGGCGGUCAGGCCCCUACGUGCCGCUGUGGCUGGGCUGCGAAGCCGGGCUCUACCUGGACGCCGGGCGGCCCACCCAUGCCUUCUGCCCCUGCGGCCACGUCUGCUCUGCCAAGACUGUGCAGUACUGGUCCCAGAUCCCCUUGCCCCACGGCACCCACGCCUUCCACGCCGCCUGCCCCUUCUGCGGCACCUGGCUCACCGGCCAACAGGGCUUCGUCCGCCUCAUCUUCCAGGGACCCCUCGACUGAGACCGGGCGGGCGGUGGGUGACGGGUUGGCAGGGUGGGGAUGGAGAUGGCAAAUAAACAGCAACA
Sceloporus undulatus (fence lizard) is the source of this 1528-nucleotide messenger RNA. RefSeq names its product pellino E3 ubiquitin protein ligase family member 3 (gene PELI3). The transcript is spliced from 7 exons. The coding region runs from base 126 to 1463 and encodes 445 amino acids. Gene Ontology annotation, molecular function: protein binding; ubiquitin protein ligase activity. NCBI's taxonomy places the organism in Eukaryota, Metazoa, Chordata, Lepidosauria, Squamata, Phrynosomatidae. The record is from RefSeq and is a predicted model, not a curated record. Gene Ontology annotation, biological process: regulation of Toll signaling pathway; protein K63-linked ubiquitination.